Molecule: messenger RNA, 1240 nt
Organism: Ceratina calcarata
Lineage: Eukaryota; Metazoa; Arthropoda; Insecta; Hymenoptera; Apidae
Gene: Vps37B
Product: vacuolar protein sorting 37B
Exons: 4
Coding region: 410-1063 (217 amino acids)
Biological process (GO): ubiquitin-dependent protein catabolic process via the multivesicular body sorting pathway; protein targeting to membrane; protein targeting to vacuole
Cellular component (GO): ESCRT I complex
Source: RefSeq, a predicted model, not a curated record
GGGAUUGCACAGUAAAUACAGCACACUCUGUUAGUCAAAAUUAUUAAAAUUUGGCUAAGUUGAGUUUGUACGUUGCGUGUCUCUUUCAUAUUAUUCAAUGGUGAUGGCAAGAAAAAUAGAAAUUGCGUUGCUUAUUUAUAAGACUCCUCAGAAGCAGUAAAUGUAUCAUUGUUCAAUUUAUGCAUGUAUAAUUGUAUAUGAAUAUUCAUAAUUAUAUCGAAAGCUACGUUUCGUUACAUCUCUAAUACUGUUCCUUCGAGUGACAUAAUUUACUUUGUAUUAAGCGAGUAGCGCAGUGUGUAAUUCUGUCUAAUUGGAACGUAGUGUGGAAAAUAAAUAUUUAUCAUUUCUCUACAACAUACAGUUUUAUUCAUAAACUUGAUCUUGUGUAAUUGAUCGAGACCAAACAAUGUUCAAACCAAAUCAAGAACCUGACAUACCUGCAGCACUCGGACUGUUGACACACUUGACGAAUGAUGAACUCAAAGAAUUAUUAAAUAAUGAUGCAAAAUUUGAAGAUAUUGUGAAGGAUGUAAAGCAGUUCAAAGAUUUGGAAACAGAAAAGGAAAUGUUAAUGGCAAGUAAUAGGUCAUUAGCAGAAUUUAAUUUAUCAAGGCAACCAGAAUUACAAGAGGGUAAACAGAUAUUAAAGGAACUCAGUGAAACAGCAAAUAGAUUAUGUUCAAAUGUAAAAGAAAAAUUAGAUGAAUUAAAGGACAAAUCUGGAGACAUGAGUGUUGACACUGCAUUAGAUUUGCUUCAAACUGCAGCAGCUGAGAUUGAAGAAAAAUCAGAGACCAUAGCUGAGAAAUUUUUAGCUGGAGAUAUGGAGGUAGACGAAUUUUUUGAACAAUUCUUAUCAGGACGGAAAUUGAUGCAUCUGCGAAAAGUUAAAGUAGAUAAAUUAAGGGAAUUAAUUAAAAAAUCGCAUUCUACUACUGGUCCUGGUUAUCCGAUUGCCACUAAUUAUCCUGGUAUUACACCGUCAAUUCCAUAUCCAGCCGGGCCUGUUUCAAUGCCAAUGCCUGUGCCAUCUGGUUUACCUCAUUACAGGCCAUAUUAAUUAUAUUCUGUGUAUAAAAUACUCAUAAAACAAAACGUAUAUUCGUAUCAAUUCAGUUUACAACUACUGAAAUUCUAUUGUAUAAGAUGUAAUAUAAAAAGUUGGUAGCAUUUCAUUGAAAAGCGCUGUAUAUGAAGAUAAUAUAAAAUUAAGCUAUUAAAUUUUAUAAUAUUAUCA